AUGCCCAUUGAUCUUGGGUUGCUGAGGGUGCUUGUCCUUCUAAAGCAUCUCAACAACCCCCAGAUAGCGUUUCGAGCCAUCCACGUCGCUGGUACCAACGGUAAAGGGCUGACGCUCGCCUACCUUCUGCUGAUCCUCACCGCCGCCAACGUCCGCAAUGGCCGGUUCACGCUGCCUCAUAUGCUUUAUUAUAACGACUGUAUCCAUAUAAACGGUGAGGUUUACCCAUUACAGAAGUACCGCCAGAUCUCCGACCUUGUCGUCGAAAAAGACCGUCUCCACAAUAUCGGGUGCACCGAGUUUGAGCUUCUAACGGUGACUGCAUUUAAGAUAUUUGAGGUGGAACAAGUGGACGUGGCUUUGAUUGAAGUGGGCCUCGGCGGAAGGCUAGAUGCUACCAAUGUUCUCCCAGGUUUUGAUGAAAGUAAAGGCAAAGACACUGGGGGUGUAAUUGCCUCGGGUAUUACCAAAAUUGCUCGUGAUCAUGAGCUGUUAUUAGGUGAUACGCUUACGGCAAUCGCCGGAGAGAAAGCAGGGAUUUUGAAGUCGGGAGUGCCGUGUGUGGUUGAUCUGACUAAUGAGGAUGAAGUGCUUGACGUGGUACGAGCCCGAGCUCACGAGCUUGGUUGUGCUAUAGAUGAAGUGCUGACCACUGAUUUGAUAAGCUACUCGCCGUUGGCUGGAAGCUAUCAGCAACAAAACUUGGCAGUCGCAUUAGGGCUUUUGAAAGCUGCACGCAUCAAUGUACCCCAUCAGACGAUUAUUGACGGUAUUAAAAACACUCAUUGGGCCGGUAGGCUUCAGCUGAUUACCGUCAAGGAGCUCCCCAUUCUCCUAGACGGUGCACAUAACGAAAACGCCGCCAUUGAGCUCGGCAAGUACCUCCAAAAGUUUCGUCCCAGUGGCAUCAUAUUUGUGGUGGCGAUGACUUCGGGUAAGUCGAUAGCCAAGUUGCUUAAGCAUGUCACCAUUAAGGAUAAGGAUACGGUGGUUGCCACUACGUUCACUACACCGGAAAACAUGCCGUGGAUAUCGUGCUACCCUACGGAGGAGUUGGCUCGUCGAGCCGGUAAAUACGUUGACGAUGUCGUACAAUCAUCAGGGGUACUGAUUAUGGAAACAUUGGAUACAAUUCGCCAACGCAAGGAGAAGGAGAACGAUACGCGGCCUGUGGUGGUGUGUGGUUCGCUUUAUCUCUGCGGUGACGUGUUGCGAGCAGUCACCCCUCAAUAG
Messenger RNA from Diutina rugosa, 1233 nucleotides. Its product is annotated as dihydrofolate synthase. The coding region runs from base 1 to 1233 and encodes 410 amino acids. Lineage: Eukaryota; Fungi; Ascomycota; Pichiomycetes; Serinales; Debaryomycetaceae. Gene Ontology annotation, cellular component: mitochondrion; cytosol; cytoplasm. Gene Ontology annotation, molecular function: tetrahydrofolylpolyglutamate synthase activity; dihydrofolate synthase activity; ATP binding. The transcript has a single exon. Gene Ontology annotation, biological process: folic acid-containing compound biosynthetic process. The record is from RefSeq and is a predicted model, not a curated record.